UGCUUAUUCUCUUGCGGGUUUACCACAAGAGUCGUGCUGGGAGAAAUCAGAUGGACAAGAUGAACCAAAGCUCAGCUGAGGCAGGGUCUGGAACCAUAGCACUGCGUUACCUCAGUAAAGGGGAGGCAGAAGCUAUCGAGACAGAGCUGCUCAGGGACUACAAGUUUGGACAGCAGCAGCUGAUCGAGAUCUGGGGACAAGCAUGCGCCCUCGCCAUCACUAAGGCCUAUCCUCUCAGCUCUCUAGCAAAGAAGCAGCCGACGGUGCUGGUGAUCUGUGGUCCGGAUCAAAAUGGCUCCAUUGGCCUGGUGUGUGCCCGACACCUGCGCAUGUAUGAAUAUGAGCCGACCAUCUACCACCCUAAACGCUCCUAUCAAAGUCUACACCAGGACUUCACAGUUCAGUGUGAGAAGAUGGACAUCCCUUCCCUCUCCUAUCUCCCCACAGAGGUGCAGCUCAUAAACGAUGCCUACAACCUAGUGAUUGAUGCCAUGCUGGGCCCAGAGACAGACUGCGCCAACAUUAAGGAGCCCUACCCCGGUAUUCUGGUCACCCUGAAGCAAAUCAAGGUCCCUAUUGCUAGUGUGGAUGUGCCCUCAGGUUGGGACGCAGAGGAACCGAGUCAAGAUGGGAUUAACCCAGAAGUUCUCAUCUCACUCACAGCGCCAAAGAAGUGCGCCAUGAGUUUCUCCGGGAAACAUUUUUUGGCCGGACGCUUCUUGCCCUAUGACAUCCAGAAAAAAUACGACCUUAACCUCCCAGACUACCCUGGCACAGACUGUCUCAUAGAAUUGUAACACAUGGGAAAAAUAAGAGCCAGUGUCCACUCCUCAUUUUCAAAAAUGUAAGGUUGAUCUAUUCUCUUGUUUUGUACUUCAUGGAUUGUUAAUGUGAUUUAAUGUUAACAGUUGGGUAGAUCACGCUACACCUUAGCUAAAUGUUGAGCUGCAGUAGAAGGAUCAUUUUUAGAAGCUGUGGUUUGAGUCAAGUCCUUGCAGGGAAUGGCAUGAGGAGUAUUUGUGUCAGUCUACUUGUGAAAGCUGUAGCAUUACACUGUUUUUCUGAUUAAUUUGCUAAAUAUGUUCACUUCUUUUGUUCACAGUCAGCAAAGAAAUAUGAAUUUUCUAUGAUGCCAGCCACUGGGACGUUUUUUUCUUCAACACUUUUCUAACGUUCUUCUCAUGUUGAACUUUUUACUGAACUGUGCUAACGAGAUAAGAUGUUGUGCAGAUUGGCCAUUUUGAACUUUUUGUUUAUGUGUUUCUGGUUUGUUUGGUCAGCCUGCACUUCUGAGUUACUUUUGUCUCCGUUACUUCAUCAGCUGUAAAAGGCCCAGACCGUUCUUGUUGUCCAAUAAAAACAAAAGAAACCCCUUCAA
Molecule: messenger RNA, 1378 nt
Organism: Trematomus bernacchii (emerald rockcod)
Lineage: Eukaryota; Metazoa; Chordata; Actinopteri; Perciformes; Nototheniidae
Gene: yjefn3
Product: YjeF N-terminal domain containing 3
Exons: 7
Coding region: 51-797 (248 amino acids)
Cellular component (GO): mitochondrion
Molecular function (GO): NAD(P)HX epimerase activity
Source: RefSeq, a predicted model, not a curated record